This is a messenger RNA of Sebastes umbrosus (honeycomb rockfish), 859 nucleotides long. Its product is annotated as proteasome maturation protein. Gene Ontology annotation, biological process: proteasome assembly. The record is from RefSeq and is a predicted model, not a curated record. The transcript has 6 exons. Gene Ontology annotation, cellular component: cytoplasm; nucleus. Lineage: Eukaryota; Metazoa; Chordata; Actinopteri; Perciformes; Sebastidae. The coding region runs from base 91 to 573 and encodes 160 amino acids.
GAUACCAAUAUAGUGUACAGAAACAUAAUACAACGGGUUUUUUUUAAUGGUACAUCGUACACAACACCGGUUUGUACCGGAUGUGUUGUCAUGAAAACGCGACCCAACCGGAUGUUAGUAAUAGAAAGUGGAAGAAACGGCAUCACCAUGAAUACCCGAGGACUUCGCUCUCAGCUGAAGGACAGCGUGCCUGUGGCCGGCUUUAAUCCACAGGGAGCGUAUGGAGUGCAGGACUCUCUGAGGAGCGGCUUUACCAGCGUAAAGAAUGAGCUCCUUCCAAGCCAUCCACUGGAGCUGUCUGAGAAAAAUUUCCUGCCAAACCAGGACAAGAUGAAUUUCUCUACACUCAGAAACAUCCAGGGUCUUCAUGCUCCGCUCAAACUGCAGAUGGAGUACAGGGCAGCUAGACAGAUCCAGCGUCUGCCGUUCUUACCGAGUUCAAACCUGGCUCUGGAUACGCUGCGAGGCAGCGACGAGUCCAUCGGCUUCGAGGACAUCCUCUGCGAUCCAGGCCAGAGUGAAAUGAUGGGCGAGCCACACAUGAUGAUGGAAUACAAACUGGGACUGUUUUGAAAGAAGAUGGACACGCAUAAUACACAGUUACUCACAUAGAUUUAGGUUUAUUAUUUGUCUGCAUACAUUUGUUUAUUACCUCAGAAAUCACCAACUGAGGUUUUCUCUCUCUGUAAUCUUUUGGGAAAGAAAGGGGCUUAAUGGUUGUGUGUGUGUGUGUGUGGGGUGGGGUUACCCUGUUAAUGACAUAGAUCUGGAGUGUUAAACAGACAAGCAAUCAGUGCUGCUUUUUGUAUGAUUCCAAUCCGGUUGGUAUUUCUAAUAAACUUCAUAACCUUCCUCAUGA